AUGGCGGUUCGGAACGGAUGUCCCGGCGUCAAUCCAAUUGGAGACAAUAGUCCUAUAAGUUACACGCAACAGAUUCGAAAUUUCAUAAGAACAGCAAAAUACCGUCAGUCCAGUCAGCUGCCGCGUGCGAAUUCAGGCAGUUGCCGCAUGCGAGAGCGUCCACAUAUCGAUCGAUCCCAGAGCAACAUAUACCCCCUCAUCACAAUAUAUGUUGACGGUGGCGGUCCACGUCAACCCAAACCAAAACCCACUCGACAGCAUUUAAACAGAAGGAACCUGACCGCGAUUAACUGGAAAUUUCCGCCUCGAACUGCGGACUACAAAACUAUUUGGAUGGAACGGAUAUUUUACAAUGAGGUAUGA
Molecule: messenger RNA, 363 nt
Organism: Loa loa (African eye worm)
Lineage: Eukaryota; Metazoa; Nematoda; Chromadorea; Rhabditida; Onchocercidae
Exons: 3
Coding region: 1-363 (120 amino acids)
Source: RefSeq, a predicted model, not a curated record